UUCGCGGUUUCUUGGCAAGAAGAGCUUUGAGGGCCCUAAAGGCAGUGGUGAGGCUGCAAGCUAUAUUUCGCGGUCGGCUAGUGAGAAAACAAGCAGCUGUUACUCUAAGGUGCAUGCAGGCUCUUGUGCGAGUUCAACAACGCGUCAAAGCAAGGAAUGUGGAGAAUUCUCCAAAAAGAAAUGCUAUGCAGAAAAUAUCAAAUGAGCAACUUAUCCAAGCUGAUCCAGUUAAACAAGCUGAGCAAGGGUGGUGUGACAUACCAGGAACUGUGGAAGAAGUUAAAGCAAAACUAAAUGUGAGACAAGAAGGAGCAAUUAAGAGGGAUAGAACAAUGACUUACUCUAACUCCACCCAGCAAUCAACAGUGAGUUCUAGUCCAAACUCAAGAGCUUCUAAGCCAUUGACUCCUCUCAAGAACCGCGGAUUAGAUGGUAAGAGCAUGUUAGAACGCUGGAUUGCAGCUAAGCCAUGGGAGAGCAGGUUGAUGGGAGAUAUCUACUUGGACUCACCUGACAUGACUCCAAUGUCAAAGAAAACCGAUGAACCAUUUAACUCAUAUCAACAAAAUGGAUUAGUCAAAGCAAGAAAGAAUGGUGUAACAACCAGGAUUUCAACUAAAUCUCUACCAACAAGCCAAUCAACUCCUUCAUCUUCAGCCAUAAGCUCUGAAUGCAUGUAUGAUGAUAGCCCUUUAUCAACUUCAUGCACAUCUGAAUCACUAUCUAUACCAUCUACUAGCACUGCCAAUGUGGAACAUACAAUGGAAAGAAAAAUUGGGAAACCAAGCUACACGAAUUUGACCGCGUCGACCAAAGCUAAACUGAAAGCUAGAAGACAUUCUUCUCAGAAUUUGAGGAGACUAUUUAUGGAUGAUUGUCAGUUUCAUAGCACUAGAACAGAUAUGCUAAGUGCAGAUACUAGAAGCAUUUCUGGUUCAUAUUCUUCAGCUAAUAUAUGGAAGGAUCUGUAUGCAAGUCCUCUACGAAGAAGUUAUCGAAAACGAUAUGCUUUGGAAGAUAAGUAGUUGCCAUGAGUCAUGACCAAUGAGUCCAACAGCUUGUUGUUGAUUGUCAAAUAACAUUUUGAGAUGAAUGUAGAUAACAUAAUUGGUCUGCGGAUUUGAAACCCUCAGCUACGUUGCACACAGUGCAGUCGUUGGAUUCAGGUGCAAUGUUGGAGACUGCAUUGUGUGCAGUUAGUCUUGCCGAGGGUUUGAAGUUUGGUGGAAAGAUGGAAUAGCGAAAUUUCGAUUUGUAGGGUUUUUUUUUUUAUAAUUAGUAGUUGCUUCAUUCGUUUUCGGGUACGUUCAUGUUAAUUCUUUUGGCUACAUUUAUAUAAUUAGUAGCUAUGUGUUGUACUAUACUAUCUAAAAAACUAAGUAUGAAAUGUUGGUUUUGAAAUAUUCCUUACAAGAAGGCUGAAGCUUUUGUAGAAACUCAUGGAUGCAUGUUUGUAUGCUUGCAGAUAAGUAAAUGCUUUGAAGAAUGAAAGAUCACAUUUUGUUUUUA
This is a messenger RNA of Cicer arietinum (chickpea), 1509 nucleotides long. RefSeq names its product protein IQ-DOMAIN 6-like. Lineage: Eukaryota; Viridiplantae; Streptophyta; Magnoliopsida; Fabales; Fabaceae. The record is from RefSeq and is a predicted model, not a curated record.